ACGGUGUAAAGCCGCGUUGUUCCUGGUAAUUUCAUAGGCUUGCAUCAGUUUGAGCCACAAUUAUUCUACCAUUAUGACUGCAAAAUGUAUAAAAAGGCUAAAGCUUACCUUGGAAGAAGAUUCCUCACCAUAAUAAAAUGGCAGAGAGCAAAGAAUCCAAUUACAAGCUUUCCGCAGUCCAAACUGGUUCGCUGGUGGGCCAGAAAGCGGUGGAUGUCAAAUAUGCUGAUGUGGCUAUCCAGUUCAUGCAGGAGCAUGAUGCAGAGACACCAUUGAUAAGCCCAGAACAAGAAAGAAAGCUUAAUCGCAAGCUCUUGUGGAGAGUGCUUGGCCUCACGUUUUUGAUCAAUUUGAUCAUGUACAUGGACAAAGCCACCCUCUCCUACAGUUCGAUUUCGGGGUUUUGGGAGGCUACUGGGUUGAACCAGAACAAAUACAACAAUGUGAACACCGUUUUCUACGUGGGGUUCAUAGUGGGGCAAGUUCCUGGAACCUACUUGAUCCAAAGAUUACCUCUCAGUAAGUUGAUUGCAGCAAUCUGUUUCUUUUGGUCGCUUGUCAUAUUUUUGCAUUGUGCUGCAUUCAAUUAUGCUGGAGUUAUUGUGUUGCGGUUCUUCUUGGGAUUCUUUGAGGCAGCGUCCAUUCCAAUUCUCACUACCACCAAUGGGAUGUUCUUAAGUUUGCAUGUUAGAGAAUCUACCCAACCAAUAUUUUAUGCUUCUUGCAUGGCGUCGCCAAUACCCAUUGGUUUCAUCAGCUAUGGUGUUUUGUACUCAAAGGCAUCCAUCGGAGACUGGCGAGUAUUGAAUAUCAUUAUCGGCGGUUUAACCUUCUUCUUAUCAAUUUUCGUCUAUUUCUACUACCCCAAUAAUCCCAUUGAGGCCAACUUUUUGAGCACCGAGGAAAAGGUGUGGACUAUCAGAAAAGUGCAUGGAACCACACAUGCCUCGAUUGAACAAAAACAUUUCAAGAGAGAACAUGCCAUCGAAGCGUUCAAGGAUCCCAUUUCCUACUUAAUUUGUGGUUUCUUCCUUUUGCAGCAAUUGGCAAACAACUUGACUUACCAGCAGAAUUUGUUAUACGAGGAAAUGGGUGGCCUUAAUAAUUUGAACUCUACUUUGGUUUCUGUUGCAGGAGCAGGUUUUGCGGUUGUUUGGUCCGUUACAGCUUGUAUUUUCAUGGUGUUCUUCCCGAACAAGACCUGUUUCACAAUUAUUUGGACUACGAUCCCCGCAUUGGUCGGGUCCAUAGCAGCAGUUGCUCUCCCGUUGAGUAACUCCAUUGGAGAGCUUGCGGCAAUCACUUUGGCCUCGCUGUCUUUUGGCGUAGGUUGGAUCUGUGCUUUUGGACUCGCCCAGACCACUGCUGGGUCAUCUUACACAAAGAGACUCGUCAGGAACGCUAUGGUGUUAGCUGCCUAUUCCAUCUCCAACAUCAUUUCACCACAGAUCUGGCAGUCCAGAAACGCACCUAAGUAUGUCCCUGCUUGGAUAGUUCAAAUUGUGUUGAGUUUCACAAUUGCACCAGCCUUGAUCGGGGUAGUGUGGUACAUUUUGAGUGUAAGAAACAGAGUUAGGUCAGCUGAGCUCAACGAAAGAGAAAAGACUGGCUUAAUUAAGGAUGACGAAGGUAACGAGAUUGAGGUAGACAUUGCCACGCUUGAUCUUACUGAUCUUGAGGACAAGACGUUCAUUUAUCCAUUAUGAUUUUAUAGAUACUAGGAAAUAAAAGCUAAUAUGAUAUCUGGAAC
Molecule: messenger RNA, 1750 nt
Organism: Suhomyces tanzawaensis NRRL Y-17324
Lineage: Eukaryota; Fungi; Ascomycota; Pichiomycetes; Serinales; Debaryomycetaceae
Product: MFS general substrate transporter
Exons: 1
Coding region: 138-1706 (522 amino acids)
Biological process (GO): transmembrane transport; L-cysteine transport
Cellular component (GO): membrane
Molecular function (GO): L-cysteine transmembrane transporter activity
Source: RefSeq, a predicted model, not a curated record